AUGACGUCAGCUGACCUUUUGAACACUCUGGAGGAUUUAAGAGACGAUGAAUUCAAGGACUUCAACUGGUAUCUGCAGCAGCCUGACAUCCUGGAAGGCUACCAAACCAUCAAGGUGUCCAAGCUGGAGAAAGCAGAAAGGAGGGACACAGUGGAUCUGAUGGUGAACACCUUCAAACUUCAUGGAGCGCUGAAGGUGACCAAGAAGGUUUUAGAGAAGAUAAACAGGAAUGACCUGGUGCAGAGUCUGCCAGACACCAGCUCAGGACCAGAAGAUGGGAUUAUUCCAGUACCAGAGCCACGACACAUCUCAUAUUACCAACAUUUGCUUCAAUUACACCUCCAGGAUAAGUUCAUGUGUGCACAAGAAGGGUGGGCACAGAAGAAAGAUGAGCAACGACUCGAUGAUAUCUACACAGAGCUGUAUAUCACAGCCGGUGGUGACGUACACAUCAACACGCAGCAUGAGGUCAGGCAGAUUGAGGCGAUGGUGGUAAAACCAGCAGGAACAGAGAAACCAGUCAAACCUUGUGACAUGUUCAAACACCCCUCCGGAAAAUACAAACCCAUGAGAACAGUGCUGACAAAUGGAAUUGCAGGAAUUGGCAAAACCUUUCUUGUGCAAAAGUUUGUGUUGGACUGGGCUGAAGGAAGAGCCAAUCAAGAUGUGCAUCUAAUUUUUCCUCUCACCUUCCGCCAGCUGAAUUUAAGGAAGGGAGAAAAGUUUUCCUUGGCAGAGCUCAUUCAUGAAUGUAUCACUGAGACCAGAGACAUUAAGGAAGAAGCUCUUAAUCACAUCUUUACAACUCUGCAGUCAUCAGGAAACACCAACUAUGACAAGAGCAAAUUUAAACUUCUGUUUGUUUUGGAUGGACUCGAUGAGAGCCGCCUUCAUCUGGACUGCUCUACCAGUGAAAAUCGGGCUGUUAACUGAGUGGAUGUGCUGCUGACGAACCUCAUCAAGAAUAAACUGCUUCCCUCUGCUCGCCUCUGGAUAACCACACGACCUGCCGCAGCCAAUCAGAUCCAUUCUGAUUCUGUUGACAUGGUGACAGAGGUCAGAGGGUUCACUGACCCACAGAAGGAGGAGUACUUCAUGAAGAGAUUCGGAGAUUCGGAGCAGGCCAGCAGAAUCAUCUCCCACAUUAAGACAUCACUAAGCCUCCACAUCAUGUGCCACAUCCCGGUCUUCUGCUGGAUCACUGCUACAGUUCUGGAGGACGUGUUGAAGACCAGAGAGGAAGGAGGGCUGCCCAAUACACUGACUGAGAUGUAUGCAGAGUUCCUGGUGUUUCAGAUUCAUCAGACAAAUGAGAAGUAUGACCAAAAAAAGUGCAUUCAGUGCAUUAAGUCAUUAGCAAAACUGGCUUUCCACCAACUGGAAGAGGGCAACCUGAUCUUCUACGAGAAUGAUCUAAAAGAGAGUGGCAUUGAUGUCAGUGGAGCCUCAGUGUGCUCAGGAGUGUUCACAGAGAUCUUCAAAGAGGAACGUGGGAGAAGGAAUGACAAGAUGUUUAGCUUUGUCCAUCUGAGUGUUCAGGAGUUUUUGGCAGCUUUCUACGUACAGAGGGCAGUCGUUAACAAACACAAGAAUGUGAUGUGUGAGCCAGGCCAAACUUGUGGCGGACAAAUGCAAAUGUUAUUUAGCAAAACUUCUAUGAUAAAGGUCCAAAGGUUUGCUAUUGACAAGGCCUUGAGCAGUCCAAAUGGACACCUGGACCUGUUUCUCCGAUUCCUCAUGGGUCUUUCACUGCAGACCAAUCAGACCGUUCUAAGAGGUCUACUGAAAAAGAAAAGAAGCUCAGAGGCCAAUCAGGAAACAGUCAAGUACAUCAAGAGUAAGAUCAGUGAGAAUCUGUCUCCAGAGAGAAGCAUCAAUCUGUUCCACUGUCUGAAUGAACUGAAUGAUCGUUCCUUAGUGGAGGAGAUCCAACAGUACCUGAGUUCAGGAAGUCUCUCCACAGAUAAACUGUCUCCAGCUCAGUGGUCAGCUCUGGUCUUCAUCUCACUGUCAUCAGGAAAUGAUCUGGAUGUGUUUGACCUGAAGAAAUAUUCUUCUUCAGAAGAGGCUCUUCUGAGGCUGCUGCCAGUGGUCAAAGCCUCCAACAAAGCUCUGCUGAGUGGCUGUAAUCUGUCAAAUAGAAGCUGUAAAGCUCUGUCUUCAGUUCUCAUCUCUCAGUCCUGUAGUCUGAGAGAGCUGGACAUGAGUAACAACAAACUGCAAGUUUCAGGAGUGAAGCUGCUCUCUGCUGGACUGGAGAGUCCACGCUGCAGACUGGAGACUAUCAGGCUGAGUGGCUGUGAUCUGUCAGAGGCAAGCUGUAAAGCUCUGUCCUCAGUUCUCAACUCCCAGUCCUCUAGUCUGAGAGAGCUGGACCUGAGUAACAACAACCUGCAGGAUUCAGGAGUGACUCUGCUCUCUGCUGCACUGGGGAGUCCAUGCUGCAAACUCGAGACUAUAAGGCUGAGUGGCUGUGAUCUGUCAGAGAGAAGCUGUGAAGCUCUGUCCUCAGUUCUCAGCUCCCAGUCCUUGGGUCUGAGAGAGCUGGACCUGAGUAACAACAACCUGAAGGAUUCAGGAGUGACUCUGCUCUCUGCUGCACUGGAGAGUCCAAACUGUAAACUGGAGACUCUUAGGGUGAGUGGCUGUAAUCUGUCAGAGAGAAGCUGUGAAGCUCUGUCCUCAGUUCUCAUCUCCCAGUCCUCUAGUCUGAGAGACCUGGACUUGAGUAACAACAACCUGCAGGAUUCAGGAGUGAAUCGACUCUCUGCUGGACUGGAGAGUCCACAUUGCACACUGGAAACUCUAAGGCUAUCAGGCUGUCUGAUCACAGAGGAAGGCUGCACUUUUCUGGACAAAGCUCUGAGAUCCAACCCCUCACAUAUGAGAGAGCUGGACCUGAGCUACAACCAUCCAGGAGACUCAGGCGUGAAGCUGCUUUCUGCUAGACUGGAGGAUCCACACUGGAGACUGGAAUCGCUCAAGGUGGACCAUAGUGGAGAGCUGUGGCUGAGACCUGAUCUGAGGAAGUAUUCCUGUGAACUCACACUGGACACAAACACAGUAAACGGAAACCUCAAACUGUCUGACAACAACAGGAAGGUGACAGCAGUGAUGGAGGAGCAGCCGUAUCCUGAUCAUCCAGAGAGGUUUCAGAAUUGUCAGCUGCUGUGUACAAAUGGUCUGACUGGUCGCUGUUACUGGGAGGUCGAGUGUAAAGGAUUGGUCCAUAUAUUUGUGACUUACAGAGGAAUCAAGAGGAGAAACAAUAGUGCUUCCAGCUGGUUUGGACAAAAUAAUCAGCUCUGGAGUCUGAUCUGUUCUGAUGUUCAUGGUUUCUCUGUCAGUCACAACAACCUAAGAUCAAGUCAUUGCCUCCUCCUCCCUUCUUCUUCCUCCUCCUCCUCAUCCGUCCCUCACAGAGUAGCAGUGUAUGUGGACUGGCCUGCUGGCACUCUGUCCUUCUACGAAGUCUACUCUUACAACCAGAUCCACCUCCACACCUUCAACACCACAUUCACUGAACCUCUUUACCCUGGCUUUAGGUUGUGGUCUGGUUCUUCAGUGUCUCUGUGUUCACUGUAG
Molecule: messenger RNA, 3585 nt
Organism: Anoplopoma fimbria (sablefish)
Lineage: Eukaryota; Metazoa; Chordata; Actinopteri; Perciformes; Anoplopomatidae
Product: NACHT, LRR and PYD domains-containing protein 12-like
Molecular function (GO): protein binding
Source: RefSeq, a predicted model, not a curated record